Messenger RNA from Xyrichtys novacula (pearly razorfish), 12273 nucleotides. NCBI's taxonomy places the organism in Eukaryota, Metazoa, Chordata, Actinopteri, Labriformes, Labridae. The record is from the annotation of a GenBank genome assembly.
CAUUUCCUGAUUGGAUGGCUGGUAGCCGCGUGCAGACCCAGUUGAAACACUGUCCUCGCGGUGCUGUGAGUGAAUGUCUGUCAGCUUCCUCGUAGUUACGGAUUUAUUUGACUGCUGUGUACCAUCGAAAAAACAACCAUGGAAUUACUGAACCGCUACCUGGACAGGAGCAACUCAGUCAGGUAAAUUUUUAAUGAAGUAUUCCUGGUUGAAAACUUGCUCAAGAGCGUUACCUGACUAAUUGACAAUUAGUUUCUAAAUGUUACUUAAUGAAUAUGAAAUAUGUUUCAGUCGCUUAUGAAAAUGCGUGAAACAACAUGCAACAAUUUCUUGAAAGCUUAAGUUUCGUUGCUUCACAUUUUAACUUCAGACUGGGUUAUUUGUCUCUACCUUUCAACUUCCUGACAGAUAUUUUACAAAAUGCAUAUUUGUAAUGUGAAAUUAGUAGUUUAAAGGUACAAGAGAGGGCUUGUACAUUUGAACUCUGUCAGUGCGAGCUUGUGGCAAAAAAAAAAGGUUUAGGGAAAAUAUUGAAAGUGUACACACUGAGCUAACCUUGGACUUAAACCCAGGCAGCAGCAUGAAUGCAGUCAGUGUGCUCAGUACAAGGAGUCCUUCCUGUGGGAGAUGACAAAUCUGGUGCACUGGAAAAGACAUAACUAUAACCCAAGUUGAUGAUCAAGUGAUAUCUGCUUUCACUUCUCUUUUCACAUCCUUGGCAACAUAAGCUGGCCUUGUACUAGGAUAAACUCAAACAUUUAUAGGUACUAAGUGCAACAGUUUUGCCUCCCUGCUUUGGCUUGUGGUUAAAUCAUGUUGAAACCGUGUUUCAGCUCUGUCUCGACCCAGGAGGUUAUCAAAGAGGAGACCCUGAGAGAUGACCUCAAGUUUUACUUCAUGAGCCCCUGUGAGAAGUACCGGGCCCGCCGACAUUUACCGUGGAAACUCGGGGUGCAGAUACUGAAAAUUGUGAUGGUCACCACACAAGUAUGUACCAUGGGAUUACUGUAGAUUAGAAAACCCACCCACUACAUGCUUCUUGCAACUGUUUUUUGUCCAAGACAGCAAGCCAGUAAAUAUGAAGUAGUGUUGAUAUUGGUGUACACACAUUUUGACAACUUCAAGUCUCAAUGAGAGGGGAGAGUGUUUGUGUUUUCAAGUUGAAGAUGAUGAAAUAAGUGCACCACACCCAUGAAUCUGGACCCUGCUUUCCUUCCCACAGGCUGCUCUUAACACUGGAAGUGAAAUUUGAUGUUUUUCUCCUUCUUUGGUUUCAAAAAGCACUGCUCAAACAAAAAAGACAAAUUCAUCAGUGGUCAGGUAAUUGAUUGACAGCUAUUUAGAUGUUCAUUGAUGUAUGUGGUUAAAAAAUCAGUUACUAAUUGCAACUUAAAGAACUGCUCCAAAAAAAACAUGUUUUACUGGGAGAGAAACACUGCAAUAACUUUUUUGUUGAGCCCCCAAAAUGUAAAAAAAAAAGACUCAAAAGAAUAAUUUACUGAACUGUAUUUACCUUGACUAAUGCCUUAAACAUGUAGAUACAGUCUGAACUAUUGCUGUAUUCCUGGUUGUUUCCUCCGUAGCUGGUCUUGUUCGGCCUCAAUAACCAGUUGGUGGUGUCCUAUAAGGAGGAGAACACAAUCGCUCUGAAAAACCUCUUCUUAAAGGGCUACACUGGAGUGGACGAGGAUGACUACAGCGUGGCAGUCUACACACAGCAUGACGUCUAUGACAGUCUGUUUUAUGUUCUUGAUCAGGCAAGUUUUAACACCAACGUGUUCCUGUUCCCUGUCAAAAAAUAAGUGUUUGAUCCAAAGUGUUAAGAGUUUGUGUACAUUGUGCUUGGGUAGAGGUUCUCCGAUGGUUUUCUACUUCACUUUGGCCGUAAAGAAGUUUAAACACAGCACUUAGAAAAUGAAGUGACAUUAUGGGAUAUUUUAGCAUUUUAUCAUGAGAGCCUUUUUUUUCUGAGGAAUAAGUCGCCCUGUAUACCCCUGGCAAUAAAGAAACAGCGCACAGUAAUUAUCAUUUAAAGGCACAUCCUGAACAGUUUUUAAUCUGUUAUGGAUUGCACCAUAUCCCAAAUGAUGAGUACCAGCAUAAGACUGAGAGAUGAAGUGCCAGUGCUUCUGUAAACAUGCUUGAUGUGAUUUGAACUUCCCUAAAGUGUGUUGUUAAUCUGCGUCAGCUAAAAUACUGCAUUACAACAUUUACCAGUCUGUAGGCACAGUACCACUGCAGCUUUAACAGUGUUAAGCAACCUACCUUUAGACACUUUGUUUUAACCAAGACUUCUUAUAUUUACAGUACAGCCAGUUGGGCAGCCUCACUGUGGGCCCAAUAAGUUUUGCUGAGGAUGAUGAUGGCAAGCUGCUUCCUCUCACUGUUUGUAAAGAGUACUACAAGAGAGGCACCAUAGACCCAUCAGAUGAGGCCUAUGACAUAGAUGCUCAGCUGGAAACAGGUAAGAGGGAAUGCGUUGUUUCUUCAGAAAAUGAUCAACUAAUUAAUAAAAUUACCUUUUUGUUUUUUAAGGAAACCACAUUUGCCCCAAAACAAAAAUAUUACAAACAAAAUAUGAAAGAAAAUCAAAUUUGUUCUUAGUGUGUCUGUGUCUGACAGACUACAGGGGUACAGAAACAUUACUCAUGUCGUUUCACAAAUGUAGUGGAAAAAUGUCUUUGAGGUGUAAUUCAUCCUUACCUCAUUUGUCUCUCUCAGUUUGUAUGUCACAUGAUCCAAAGACUGCAAACCUAUGGAAAACCCAGAAUUCAUCCUUUUUUGAGCUGGAUUUUUACAGGUAAAUGUUCUACAUACGGCUUUUGCACAUUUCUCAUUUUUUUGCCAGUGCACAAUUUGAAUUUUCCAAUUUUCUUUCAGGCUUGUUGACAUUAACAUAACCUUCCAGCUGAAAGGAAUUAAUCUUCAGACAGUGCGUUCCCGGGAAUUACCUGACUGCUACACCUUUUAUGUUACGGUACGAUCAGCUGGAUUUUGCUUUGUGUCUUUUCGAAAAUUACAUAAUAUAAGGAGAUGAAGACUUGGAUUUAUAGAUAUGUUUCUACAAGAUAAAAGUGUGUUUCCUAUCUUAUACUUAUCUGUUUUUGACCUUGUGCUUUAUAUAGAUAACAUUUGACAACCAGUGUCACAGUGGAAAGGUGAAGAUCUUCCUGGACACUGACGCUCAGAGCAGUGCGUGUCGAGACUGGAAGAUAUCUGGGACAGGUAAGGUGUUUCUUAACUAACCUGCUGGUGAACUGUCAUGAAGAAGAAAGCAGGACAGUUCACAGAGUUCUUUUGCUUUCCCUGAUUCAUGGGCAGAGAUACAUCCAUUACCAGUCAACUAUCAGCUCAAUCACACUUUAUUUUGACAGCUGAAUAUUAUUUUUGAAGUAACUUCAAGUUUUAAUUCUCUCAUUUGCUUUUUUUUUGGUUUAAAGAUUGCUUUUGGACUCCUCUAUCCUAUUACCUUUUAUACUCUCAACUUUAUUGGCUUUUUUUAAUAUGUUCUUUAUCUUCACCAAACACCACUUAUGUAAUUUUUCUGAUUUAAAGUCCAUUUAUUACUUUGCCUUAAUUGCGUGUGCUGUUCACUGUUGACUGUUAGGCGUGUUCCUGUGGACCCUUAGUUAUCAGUGGAGUGUGAGGGAGUUAUGUAAGAGAUAAACCUUUACACUCACACACACACACACACUGACUUUGUCUGUGUUUCAGCCCAGAAGAACACGCACUAUCUCCUGGUGUUCGACGGCUUCGUCAUCCUUGUUUGUCUAACAUCGGCCGUGCUGUGCACUCGCUCCAUCAUACUAGCUGUCAGGUUAUUACAGGUCAGCUGAUCAGUGUCUGAUCACACAGUAUCAGAUCAUACACGGACUUUUGUUAUUUUACCUCAUUGUUUCUGUUCAUCCAUGGUGUCAUAUUUAUCUUUGUCAUUUUGCUUGUGUUCAGCCAAAUGUCACAAAAAGCACAACACAUUUUGUUCAGUUUGAUUUUGCACCGUUUAAUACAUCCUUCUUUCUUUUGAAGUGACUUAAUUUUUAUUGUUGUAUUCUCAGAGAUUCUCUAGAUUCCUUCAUGAGAAUUACAGUCGUAAAGUCUGUGAGGACGACCAGGGCGAGUUUCUGAAUGGCUGGUAUGUCAUGGUCAUUGUCAGCGACCUCUUGGCUAUAGUUGGAUCCAUACUCAAGAUGGAAAUACAAGCAAAGGUAAAAAAUGUCUCUUUCUUCUUUGUGCCAGAGAUGUCACUGUACAGACUAACUUUAGUGGCAUGUGUCGAUUAAGUGUCACUUACGAGGCGAAAUCCAGAUGUAGAGGUUUUUUAUUCCUUGUUUUAAUGGUGUGAAAGUAAAGUUAGACAACAGAAAUCUUUGGACUAUCUUUUCAUUAGUCACAGCUGUUCACAACGUGGCAUCACCUUUGAUUUACAUCGAGUUAUUCAUUAAACUGUUGCCAAAUAAAAUCUUGGGAUUGGCUUGGAUUGUGGAGGACUUUGGAUCAAAACAACCAAAUGUAGACGCUGUUAAGAACUUUUUAUACAUAAAAUUAAACUUCCUGGUCUUUUAACAUCCCCCAGUGAGGAGAUUAUCUCAUAAUCACUAGACCACAGGAGGAAAUGUCACAGUCUAUUGCUUGUGGUUAAAAUGUAAUGAGAGCUUCCUCUUUUGCUGAUCCACUUUGUAAAACUGUAAUAAAAAGUCUACACAGAUCAUAUCACAGAUUACACCUGCCACUGAAACAUAUUACUUUUGUUCACUUGAAGUAAACUUCGCAGCAGCUUUUCCUGACUCUGUGAUCACCCAUUUGGUACACCAUGUUGGUGGUGUGCCAUUUUUAUGAACACAAAAUACACCCUCUCUCUAAGCUCUUGUUAUUCUUGAUCCUUCUAAUAGAGUCUGACCAGUUACGAUGUGUGUAGUAUCUUUUUGGGGACGUCGACAUUGGUGGUGUGGGUUGGUGUGAUCAGGUACCUGGGAUACUUCCAGAAAUACAAUGUGAGUUUUUUUAAUUUUAUUAUUUUAUUUUCAAGUAACUAUUUUUAAAACUCUUCUGCUUAUUAUUCAUAGUACAGUAACUUCAUGUCUUUAUUUUAUGUCCGUAGGUUUUAAUUUUAACCAUGAAGGCAGCCUUCCCCAAGGUCCUUCGUUUUUGCUGCUGUGCAGGCAUGAUUUACCUCGGCUACACCUUCUGCGGCUGGAUCGUACUCGGGCCGUACCAUGAGAAGGUAACUCUGAAACGGCUUUGAGGAGAGUUGUGGAUGUGUAUAUGAAAAUUGUCAGAAGAUUUGCAUCAAGCUGGUCUGAACUUCUGCUCUGAACCUCGAUUAUAUACAUGAGGGGAAAGAAAGAGGAACUAGUGGGGUUCUUUUUUUACUGACUUAGCUCUUGUUCACCCUGAAAAAAAUGCUGAGACUGGAAAAUUUAAGUUGUAUGAGGAAGGUAUAGAACAAACUGUGUUCCUAGUCACGUUGUCAAAUUAGCUGUAACAUCAUUUUUGUCAGGGUACAAGCAAAAAACUGAGGGUCAUGACAAGGAACACUUGUGUAAGUCAGUCCUCAUAGAUUCACCUUGGGAAAUAAGAAUGCAGUGUACAUAGUUUUUAAAAAGUACAAAAUCCAAAUCAAUGUCUUUUUUAGUAUAUUAAAGGUGGUGUUCUCUAAAACUUCUCUCUAUUUGAAAAACGAACUGUUUUUUCUCAUCUGGUAUUUAAUAAUAAUAUUCAGUAUUAACAAUACACCAAAAAACAAAAAAACAAGUCCAAGGGUUUUUUCCCUUUUGAGUCAAAACAGCAGACAUUAAUCUCUCAGCAUUAUCACAUGCAAACUGACGAGACUGUCAAAAUUGCCGUUGAGCUCUUUCUUGUGGAACAAAGUCACAACUUCUUUCUGAAAUGUUUGAUACUGACCACUAGGUGUCAGUAUGUGUCUGGUCAAUAAAGCCUCUUAUAGCAUUUGAUAGAGCAGUAUGGUCCUUUUUAGUCCAACUACCUGAAGACAGAGGGGAUUUCAUGCACUUGCACACUCUCAUCAUUGUGCCUGUUCAAAAUAUCAUUUUUUAUUUGUUGUUGGGGUUACUUUUGAAAAGCAAAGGAAGUAAAGAAGUGGUGGUGGGGGGAUAGUAAGCAAAUGUCAUUCUUUGCAGGACUCAAACUGGGAAAAUAACCAUCACAUUAUCACCAUCUUAAAGCGUAAGGUGAAUUGGAAUUGAACAGUUGGAAUUUUAAAACCCUUUCUAAGGUUACAACUCUUAUUACGAACUGGUCAAGCUGGUAUACAAGCUGGAAUACAAGCAAUAAAAAGGAAGAAACAGGACAUAGUAAAUGUUUUGAUUUGCUCUGAAAAAUCCACAACAGAUGUUCUGAUAGCAAACAGACAGACGGACGGACAGGGAGAAAGCACAGCUUGAACUGCGAGUGCAACCAGAGAAAAUAUGGGUGUAUUUAGCCCGAUGAGAUAAAUUAUUUACAGAAGUCUGAGGAUGCAGUAGGCGUCUAAAAAAGGCAGUUCUUCUACUGUACCAUAGGAGAGCCAGAUGUUAGAUCAGCUGCACUGAGUCACGCAUUUGUUUGAGCAAAUAAAAUGUUAGUCAGAAGUGUAAAUAAGUUGUGGACCGAUUUAAAGUGUGUUUUUUUUUAGUUAAUUUUACUGCCGUCUAAUCACAGUUUAUAGGCCCAAGCUUGCAUGAGGCCUGUCUGGAGAAUUGUAGACAAUAAUAAUGCUUUUUUUUACCAUUAUGAACUCCUAAGAUGUGGUCUUGUUAUAAAAUGAACGAACAAUCAGUUUCAAAAUAUGCGACAAAUACCGUUAAUGUUACUGAAAUGAUCCUCAAAGUUUCACUCUCUUUUUCUCCGUUCCUUGGAAGUGAAAGUGACUGUACUGGCAGUGCAGUUUGGAUUAAACAAGUCUCUGUCCCCUGUGUUUUCAACACUACAGUCAACUGAUACUCUGCUGUAUUUACCGUGCUGUGGUUAAGGGUGUCCCCUGUAGUGUGCCGUUAGCCCUCUCAGGCUCCUCUGUGUAUUUACUGUAGGGAUAAACAGAGGAUGUUACAGGACUGGCCAUCCCACACGUCCUCAAGUGUUAUGCCCUGGAAUCCAUACUGUCUCAGUGGGAUGUUGUUUUUAGAUGCUAUCGCUCCCUGCUCAGACUCCAUCAUAACGUCGCCCCCUUUCAGACAUCUGUCUCUGUCUCUCUCUGUCUUUAUUGCAGGACCUCUAUCAACUAUCAUGCUUCUGUCAGUGCUCUGCACCUCCUCCUCCUCCUCCUCCUUAUUUGUGACCUUAUAUCUGGAUUUCUGUUUUUAUAUGUGCUGUUGAAAAACAAAAAUAUACAUAUCAGUCAUGACAGUAUGUAUAUUACAUUUCUUAUACAUUGGUUUCUGUAUCUAAAUUAACUGAGUGGAUUUAGAGCUUCACAUGGUAUGACUCUUCUGCCUUGUGGUCCCCAAAUAUUUUGACUUCUCGGUAGAUCUGAUUUGAAUUUUGAUCGAUAAUAAAUGGAUCAACAAGCUUUUGAUAAAUGGUGAUUUGUUUGGUGUUUAUCCUUCUUGAUAACCUGUGGUCAGAGAUCUCUUUCCCCCUUGUUUUUCUGUCCCUUUCUCAAAGCUCCUCAGAUUUGACCAUGUCCCUUGAGUUACCUGUGUAAUCCGGUCUAAUGUCCUCUUUUCCGUGGUUCCAGUUUGAGGGCCUGAGUCGGGUAGCGGAGUGCCUGUUCUCGCUCGUGAACGGCGACGACAUGUUUACCACGUUUGCCCAGCUGAAGGACAAAAACACUCUGGUGUGGCUUUUCAGCCGGGCCUACCUCUACUCCUUCAUCUCGCUGUUCAUCUACAUGGUGCUGUCGCUGUUCAUCGCCCUUAUCACGGACGCCUAUGAGACCAUCAAGGUACUUUAAAUUUUCAGGUCUCAUAACCAUCAUUUUGCGGUUUUUGGUCACUUUUGAAAGUAAACUAAAUAUCUGACCUGGAGAACAAUUGCAGCUCUGGGAAACUUAUUAUUUAUUAUAGUUUAUUAUUAUUUAUCACAGAAGAAAGCACCAUAUUAGUUUAUUUCUUGUUGCUUUUAAAUCAUGUUUUCAGACAGUUUUGUGUGUUUUUACCAACAGAGAUAUCAGAAAGAAGGAUUCCCGCUGACAGACCUUCAGAAGUUCCUCAAAGAGCAGAAAGACUUUCCUGUUGCGGAGGAGAACUGUCAGACAGACCUCAACCUCAGAUACCCUGUUCUCUGCUGCAUCCGGAGGUACUUUAGUGUUUACAAUCACACUGUGAUACUAUAAUAUUUGACUUUUGUUCACACACCCUGUUGCACACACACAGUCACACCUGGAGCAUGCCCUGUACCAACACGACUCCUAACCACUGAAACAGGAGAGAUAUUGAUCUUAGAGUCCUUUGUUUUAGGGCAGUUUUUUUUAUACAGUACAUGAACUUAUUUAUUUUGUAUUUUCACUGUUGAUCAGGGAUUCAAACCAACAACGUGGUCCUCAGUGUCUUACUUUGGGCUCUCAUCUUGUCAUACUUUGAUGUGCUGUUUGCUAUUAAUCUGCUUAAUAGUUGCAGAAAGGGUUUCCCACUGUAACCUUUUACCAAAUACAACAAACUGCAUUGAUAGUAACUCAAGUUUCCACUAAAGGAUAUACCAAGUUGCCCCCUUGUGAGACUGAUAGAAUUGGUUUGCACUUGUAAAUUGCUUUUAUUAAGUCUAAUUAUCUACAGAAUAAUGAAUCAGGGCUCUUAAAACAGAUUUACAGACACUUGAAGUAAGCAGGUCUCUUCCUGUGCCAAAAUUAGUCUCUGUUUACAACAGAUUUUUUUUUUUUUAAAUGAGAAAACAGCUAUAUACCUGGCUAUCUUCUGUCCACUCUAUGGGGCCAAACUGUCUGAGCAAUAUUCAGUACGCAAACAAAACAUCACUGACCCUUGUAAUUGGUAAUAAGUGGAAUCAAAUAAAGCAGUUAUCUUACAAUAUGAGAUACGAGCUAUGUCCCUUUAUGAGUCUGUUUGAUAAUAAUAAUAAUUAAACAAUAGCAUGAAACAAACUAAAGAAAAGACAGUACCGUCACAGCAUUGGAAGCUCAGUUUGCUUUAAUUACACAAUGUUGCUGCAGCAGCACAUUGCAUUUCUCUAUAUAUCUGUUUUCUGUUCAUUCCUUCUCUCUGAGCCAAUCUCUAUCAUCAGCAGGCAGCAGACUGCAGUGGAGUUUCCUCCACGCUGUGGUUUGGCUCAGUCUUGAGCGGUCUGAGCGCAAUGAAAUUAGUGGUGGGAGCUAUGCAGACACACCCAGUGAUGGGCUGAUUACAGAGAAACUCAGGCUACACACUGGGAAGAACCCCCCUCUCUUCCAUCCCCCAGCCAUCACUCCCUCUCUGCUGUGGUGCUUCCUAGACACAGGCCACAGUCAGCAUGAAGCCAAGGCUUGAGCCAGAGAGGUUUUGUUACAGCACAGUUAUUUGAUCGUAACAUAAUAGAAACCCUGUCUACAUUAAUGUGGAGUACAGACGAGAUUAAUCAGUCGCUGGUGUGGGUGUGUGAAUCUCAUUUGGUCUUGAUCUGCUUUUCAGAAUAGCUAUUGUUCUCAUACUUUUAUCAUAAACAGUUUGAAAACAUAGUUUAGAAUUAGUGCAGAACUUUGAGCCUGUUAAAAAGUUGUUGCUUCCUCUUUUACCAUCUGUUUCUACUGAGCAAAAAUGUUACAAACCAAAUCAACCAGAAGCAGCACUUUACCAGUCUCUGUGGUGUCUCACUCUGACUUCUUGUUCUGCAAAUUGAAGUUUCAAUGAAUACCAACAACAGUUCUCAUUUGUAAUUUUUUUUGUUUUGUUGCAACAACCGUGGUCAUUUGUUAAGAUUUUUGCAGCACCUGCAGUCAGUCAGUUAUGUUCUGAAAGUCAAACCCUUCAAUUUUUCAAUGUGGAGAUCUUUCCCUUGCUUUUCCCGCAUAUUGUGAUAUUUUUGUGUCUCACAGCUCUUACUUCACCAUAUUUACUAGACAUCAACACUCUGACCCUGCUGCCCUUUUUCAGCCAAUUCUCCCACCAUUCAGCCAUCCAACUUUCUUUAUCUGCUCAAGACGGUGAAGUCUCAGUUACAGAGCCAUUACUUAAUGAUGAGUAAUAGUGCAAGUUAAUACUGGACUGACUGUAGAGUGUGCGUCUCCUCUGUGAAAUGCCUGUGACCUUUUUAGUGGGGGUUGACUUCUUGUCAUCAGUAUUCUGUAAUAGCAGCCAUUUGCUACUUUGCAGCUGACCACACUUCAUUUUUAGCAGCGCCUUUGUCUCACUGUGCUCACAAAAAUUAGAUCAGCAAACAUGUUAACGUCUUAUUGGAUGAAAUUUCAUCUGCAUGCAACCAGCCUCUUCCUGCUAUUGUCUUUUGGUCUAGUGGUUAAUGUGUGAAAUGAAGUUAAAAAGUAAGAGUCCCCAUUUAGAGCACACUUUAAGCUAAUAUAUCAGAUUUGUCAUUUGUGCUAAUGUUUCAUGACAAAAGACAAAAGUGAAACACUUUUAAAUGAUGAAGCUGCAGACUAUUUACUGCGAUUCAUGCACUGAACAUCAUUACACAGUUUAAUAAAGCAGCAUGGCCUUGAAGUGGAUGUUAUGUUGUAAAAGCGCUGAGCUUUGCAUAGGGACAAUGUAUAAAUACAGCUAUGUACCAUUUAAGUGGUUUGGCUUUUCACGAGAAUGAUUGUACAGGACGUCCUUACUCUGUGACAUACAUUCACAUCCUCUAACGGCUGCAGCAGUUUAAGGAACAGAGAGUCUGGGACAACCACAGCCCUGCACUGAAAAGUGCUGCUCAUUGCACAUCGUAAAGAUGAAGGAAGAAGUGUUAUUGUCCAAAGAUUUGAUGGGAAAGGAGCAUAAUUAGCUGUUUCUCGUAAGAGCAAAUACAAGAAGUCGUUCAAGAGACAAGGCUGUCAUUUACAGAGCUUGUUUGAAGGAUUUAUUCCCUGGACCUGCCCACACGAUCUGAAAUCCAGACCUCUUCCUGCAUCCUUUUGUUGUCUCUCUUCCUGUCAGGGCCAAACCCUUCAUGCAGGUGGAAUAAAGAAACAUGCUUGAGCUGGUUUGUUUUGUUGUCAUUGACUAUUAUGGUCUGUGUAGGGAAAUGUCUUGACAACUUGAGUAAAUGUAGUUAUGUAGACAGAGUUAGGAAAAAGCUCAAAAGCAGCUGUUCUUCCUGAUAGAGAUGAAAGUUUGUGUCCUCAUGAGACAUACUGGAUGUCAUGCCCUAAAACUGAAACUGCUCAGAGGUAAACUGGGAAAUAGGACAGAGCAGGCUUACCUGGAAAAACUGUGCUGUCAUGUUCUUUGUUCUUAGCGAUAUUUGUCAACACCUUUGUUAUCACUCUCAUAUUCAAACUGUGUUAAAACCGCUGUACACACUCGUCAGCAACACAAGUUGAAAGUAUGUUAAUCUUGUGCUGCUGAUGAGAUACUAGAUAUAUCUUCUUCUUUUUACUCUGUUACAGAGUUCCUGAAAAUGAUGACAUUGUCCUGAUAAGCUGACAGCUGUCCAUCUGCUGAUGAGACAACUCAGGGAGGAGGAGGAUGCUGAGAACAGGAUUUCACACAUCUGAUACAGACUUUGAACUUCCACUGUAUAACCCCUGGAAAGUGAAGAGCGACUGUCCCGGCUGAUUCUGUGGAGUGCACUCUGAAUGCUGAACAUGUUCCCGCUCUUGAACAUGAAACUGGACCUCCAGCGAAUGGGUUGGAACUGGAAACAAGAGAUUUCAUGUCAGCUUGUGUUGGAUUUCAGUGAACCGUUGAGAAGUUUACUUGGCCUUUUGAGGGUCUGCACGUGCAAUUAAUUGCCAAAGAGUUGAAUUCAGUGUUUCCUGCAUUUGGUCAUUAAUGAGAAAUCUGGUGCAAUGUAACAUUAUGCAGUUCUGGAUGUAAUUUAUUUGUCGUGUGUUGUAAAAAAAAAAAAAAAAGCAGUAAAGCAAAUAUAAUCAUCUGUUUAUUGUUAGGCUGUUUUCUAUUAAAAUUUAAUCAGAAGGAAGUUAUAAACUGAUUAUUGUCUGUUUAUGUGAAAACAGCAACUGAUAUCUUACUAAUUAAUAAACGGACCUGCUUUUCCUAGAUUGUGUAACACACAGCUGAUUUAAGAUUGAGUAAGAGGCGCCGGUGUAACAGUAUGACUCAGUUUAUGAUUACAUCUACAACCAAGUAAAAAUGUAAAGACAAGCUGAAACACGACUUUUUACUUAGUUUGACUACCAGUGUUUUAAUGUGAUAAAAUCACAAGCUCAAAGGAAGAUUUCCCAUACAAUCGCAC